AUGUCCUUACAUGUUAAUUCUUACAGGGAUAUUCAAAUGCGAUACAUCGAUUGCUGUGGCUGCCAUCGUUCCAACGUCCCAGGAUUAAUUUCCGGCCUGGCAUAUUAUUUUGGAUUUUCCAACCCGGAUUUCGCCCAUCAAUCUUGUUUGACUCCUCUGAGUCAAUGUUGCCGGUGCCGCUUCGUCCGACCAGAAAUUAUAGCCACUUUGAAUACCUUCGUCAUUUACGCUUGUCCCAUCAAUAGCGAUUAUAUAGGAGUGUGCUGUCCAGACAAUACCCAGCAAACUGUUCCAGCAACUCGGCCUCCGCCUCCGCCUCCCCCUACACCUACUACUCUAGCGCCCAUUACGACCGCAGCUCAAUCUACUAAAGCCCCUAUUGCAACCACAGUCGCAGCAGUGCCGACUGCUGCCACACCCAAGAAAGGUUGCGGCGAGCUCAGGAAACAGAUGACAAGGAUCGUGGGCGGAGUUCCGGCCGAUACGGGCGAAUGGCCUUGGAUGGCUGCUCUCCUCCGUGACAAGACAGAUCAGUAUUGCGGUGGAGUCCUCAUCACAGACCAACACAUUCUAACUGCCUCCCACUGCGUCGACAAGGCGACUCGGGUGGACCACUCGUGUACAAAAUGGAAUCCGGUCGAUGGGCUGUGGUUGGAAUCGUUUCAUGGGGCAUUGACUCAUUUGACGGCAAAUGUGCAGUAGCUGGACAACCAGGUGUUUAUACAAGAGUAUCGGCAAUCUCCGAUUGGAUUGAUAAAAUAUCAUCGAUUUGAUCGUUGAGACAAGUGAGAUACCCCUU
This is a messenger RNA of Daphnia pulex (common water flea), 799 nucleotides long. RefSeq names its product transmembrane protease serine 9-like. The record is from RefSeq and is a predicted model, not a curated record. The transcript is spliced from 7 exons. The coding region runs from base 1 to 702 and encodes 233 amino acids. NCBI's taxonomy places the organism in Eukaryota, Metazoa, Arthropoda, Branchiopoda, Diplostraca, Daphniidae. Gene Ontology annotation, molecular function: serine-type endopeptidase activity. Gene Ontology annotation, biological process: proteolysis.